Messenger RNA from Kogia breviceps (pygmy sperm whale), 542 nucleotides. RefSeq names its product PDZK1 interacting protein 1 (gene PDZK1IP1). The record is from RefSeq and is a predicted model, not a curated record. Lineage: Eukaryota; Metazoa; Chordata; Mammalia; Artiodactyla; Physeteridae.
ACCUUCCCUCCUCCGUCCUCCCUCUCCUCCUUCCUUACUAGCACCUCUCCUCCAGGGUCAGACGGAGACCAGGCUGAUCUCAGCAGACACCGACAGGCCCCAGGGCAGCUCCAGGAGCCCAGAUUCCAGCGGUGGGAGAGAAGGCCCAGGAGCAGCCUGCAGCCAUGUCAGCCCUCGGCCUGGUCAUCCUGGGUCUGCUUACGGCAGUGCCACCUGCCAGCGGUCAGCAAGGCCUGGGGAACCUGCAGCCCUGGAUGCAGGGUCUUAUUGCCGUGGCUGUGUUCCUGGUCCUCGUCGCAAUCGCCUUUGCUGUCAACCACUUCUGGUGCCAGGAAGAACAGGAGCCUGUGAACAUGGUCAUGACCCUUGGAAACAAAGCAGAUGGGAUCCUGGUAGGAAUGGACGGCAAGUACUCCUCGAUGGAGGCCGGUUUCAGGACCAGCGAGCAUGAGAAUGCCUACGAGAACAGCCUGGAGGAGGAGGGCAAGGUCCGCAGCACCCCAAUGUGACCCCUGCUUCCUUGUGCCCAAUGUCCAGGCCCC